Messenger RNA from Staurois parvus, 1820 nucleotides. The record is from the annotation of a GenBank genome assembly. Lineage: Eukaryota; Metazoa; Chordata; Amphibia; Anura; Ranidae.
AGGGUCUGCGAGUGAUGAGGGGGAGUCGGACUCGGUGACCGUGGCGUUUGACGAUGGAGAUCGGGGAAGAAUCACACUCAACAACAUCCGCCUGCUGCCUCCCGACUUCACCAUUCAGUGCACAGAACCCUCCCCAGCUCUACUGCUGUCAGCUGAAAGCCGUUUAGAACUAAGCGGUUUGCCAGUAAUACAACUACUACAUCGGAGUCCUCACAGACCCCAGGCCUGGACAACCGAGAGGCAGCAGACACAUCGAGAAACACUGGCAAGAAAACUUGAGUAAGGAGAAAUCAGAUAAAGUGGAUGUGUUCAACUCAGGUGCAAAGGACUCCACUGCCUGCCACCAACUUCCUGGGUCGCUCGAGCAGUAUGGAGUUGAGCUGGCCUUCUCAAGGCAAGCGUCGAGCUGGAAACAAGACAAGCGGUGGUCUUCACGAUCCCUUCCAAUCCCAAGGGAGCAUCAAAAAAACAAAAAUCUCGGGAGCAGCCACAUGUAUUCGGUAAUGGUUUUGGGGCAGACUCCUUCAGCAGCCUGGCCAACUCCUACAGCCCCUUUGGAGGCAGUGCCAACAGUGGCAUUGCAGCAGGACAAAAGCCAAUACGGACAAAGAAAGGGGAGAGGCCGGAGGAGGAGGACAAGGGCAAGGGCGGGAAACGCAAGUCGGGGGUAACGAGUUUCUAGUCAAGCUUGACCACGAGGGAGUUAUGUCUCCGAAAACAAAGAACGGUAAAGCCCUCCUGCUGUGCGACAAAGACUUUGGGCUGCGGAUUGGACAGAGCUAUGGUGCUUCAUCGGGAUUGGCCAAGGACAAGAAACGGAAGCCACCUCUGCACGAGCACCUGUCCAUGGGCCUUGCACUUGGGAAGUACACUGGGCAAGCCGAAAUAUGGCGUGAACUGUGACAGUGACUGCUCAUUCUCUGAUCAGGAUGAGGAGGAUAGUGCGGGGGGACUGCGAGCAAGGGUUCAGUCUAGAUUUCUGGCAGGACUAUCGGUUUCUUCUUCCUCCUCUGGGUCUUCUUCAUCUUCUAGCUCUGGCUCCUUAUCCAGCUCCAGCAUAUGCUCUACGGACAAUGAGGACUUUUCGGAGAGUUCAGACGAAGCGGACUCUGCCAUGCUUUUGCAGCCCUGCCUCACGCAUCCUGUGCCUGCUUUGUUAGCGCAGCACGCCGAGGAUGGCGGACAAGGGUCCCGGGGUUGCUUUGUCUCAGGACAAAAAGCCAAACAGAGGAGGAAAGGGACCCCUUCAAAUUUUCCUAAAACCAAAGAGCCCCUACCUAGACAGCAACGCCUGCCCUCUGUGGAAAACCGGCCAAAGAUUUCCACCUUCCUACCCGCACGCCAGCUCUGGAGGUGGUCCGGAGAGCCUACUCAGAGGGGGGGGGAUGAAAGGAAAAGCAAGAAAACUCUUCUACAAGUCAAUUGUGCGGGGGAAGGAGACCUUGCAUGUGGGCGAAUGUGCAGUUUUCCUGUCGGCCGGACGCCCAAACCUGCCCUACAUUGGACGCAUCGAGAGCAUGUGGGAAUCCUGGGGCGGCAAUAUGGUGGUGAAAGUCAAGUGGUUUUACCAUCCUGAAGAAACGAAACUGGGCAAAAGGCACAGCGAUGGCAAAAACGCAUUGUACCAGUCGUCGCACGAGGAUGAAAAUGACGUACAGACAAUCUCACACAAGUGCCAGGUGGUGAGCCGCCAGCAGUAUGAAAAGAUGAGCCACAGCAAGCGCUACCAGGACCGGCAAAACCUCUAUUACCUGGCAGGGACCUAUGACCCGGGAACUGGGAGGCUGGUGACCGCAGAGGGUGUGCCGGUGCUGUGCUGA